Galdieria sulphuraria is the source of this 1686-nucleotide messenger RNA. RefSeq names its product MFS transporter, PHS family, inorganic phosphate transporter. Gene Ontology annotation, biological process: transmembrane transport; carboxylic acid transport. Bases 25 to 1590 code for a protein of 521 amino acids. Gene Ontology annotation, molecular function: carboxylic acid transmembrane transporter activity. The record is from RefSeq and is a predicted model, not a curated record. The transcript has a single exon. NCBI's taxonomy places the organism in Eukaryota, Rhodophyta, Bangiophyceae, Galdieriales, Galdieriaceae. Gene Ontology annotation, cellular component: plasma membrane.
UUACGAACUUCCUCUUGAGAGGUUAUGGCAGUCGUGGACGGAAGCCGGAUUGACGAGGAAGUUAACAAGUUGAAAGAGGAAGCAGAUGUCGUGGUUCAACAAAGACAUGCGGAAGAAGAAAAAUUAUAUGGUGGAUUUCGAUCUCCUAUUAUCAAUACUUUAGUUUCUGGUGUGGGUUUCUUUACGGAUGCUUAUAACAUUUUUAUUGUUAGUAUUCUUAAUGGAGUUUGGACAGAAGGUUAUCCAGACGCCUUUACUAGUACAAUGAAAACCAGGGUGUCCAACAGUAUUCUUGUAGGAGACAUCGUCGGAAUGCUCUUCUUCGGCCUAUUUGCCGACCGUAUCGGCCGCAAAGCAGGGCUUUUAUCCACAGCGACGAUCCUUCUCAUUGGCCCGAUUUUAGAGACAGUGUCCUUUGGAGCAAACGGCUCUCAGACGGGUAUGUUCUGGAUGCUUGUAAUAGUGCGAGGAUUUCUGGGUGUUGGAAUUGGUGGUGAGUACCCUUGUGCUGCAACGACAUCUUGCGAAGCAGGCGAAGAUGCGAAAAUUAAAAGGGGAAAAAAUGUACUCCUCGUCUUUGCUAUGCAAGGCGUAGGAACUAUCACAGCUUACGUAUAUGGAAUAAUGUUAAUUGAAUGGGCAAAGGCGAACCCGAGCAAUUUUGAGCCAGUCUGGAGAGUCGCACUAGCGUCAAGUAUUGUUCCCGUUAUACCUAUUUACAUCCUUCGAUGGAGAAUGAGGAACUCCACCCGUUAUGAGAUAGCUGGUCUUUCUAGGAAGAAUCUUCCUUGGCUGUUGGUUCUCCGCAAGUACUGGGUAAAUCUUAUUGGAACUGCAGGAACUUGGUUCAUCAAUGACUUUUUGUUCUACUCAAAUGGUCUGUUUUCGUCGGAAAUGACAAAGUCAAUCUUGGAAGAGACAGACGUUCGGUCCUCGAACUUGGUUUUCACAGAGUAUACGAGCAUGCUUAUCUUAUUAAUUGGUUUGCCAGGAUAUUUUGUCUCUGCAUUCACUGCGGACUAUAUCGGUUCAAGAAAUAUUCAAAUUAUUGGUGCUGUAAUGAGUGGCGUGAUUGCGAUUAUUAUGGGCGGUAUUUUCAACUUGAUGCGAACGAAUCCCGGUCCUUUUAUCAUGAUGUAUGGUUUAUUCUUCUUUUUCACUCAGUUUGGAGCGAACUGCACUACAUUUAUUCUUCCCACAGAAACUUAUGCCACCGCUGUGAGAGCAACUCUACAUGGCGUUUCAGCAGCAUUCGGAAAGACUGGUGCCGCUAUUGGAACUCAAGUUUUUAACCCAUUGAAAAAGAUCAAUCCUGUAAAUGGACCUCGCGCAGUUUUCAUAUUUUGUGGGGGCUUGUCGCUGAUUGGAGCUAUAGUUACUUAUAUCUGUAUUCCAGAUAAUAAGAAUAAGUCACUGGAAACUAUUGAUAUGGAAUUUGAAAGGUAUUGUCUCGAACAUGGUGUUGAGUUGAAGUAUUUGCAGCCGACACACUAUUCGAAGUACUUCAGUGCAUCUGACUCUGAUGAAAAAGCACGUACGAAUGGGAAUGACUCGGAUGAGAAGAACAGUAUUGCGGUUCUUUCAGAGUAAAAAAGACAAUGCUUGAGAGAUAAUUAAAGAGUAUUUUGUAUGAUUAUUAUUCGUUUGUUGUCGUCUUGUUUUUUUAGUAAAAAAGAGAGUUCAUUU